AUGGCUUCCUUCGUUUAUCUUCUAGUCUCCCUUGCAAUUGCUCAAUACACUCGUUAUCGUUUCUUUCGGGUCCGUCAAGACGUACAUGCACUUUCAGGUCCUUCUUCAUCUAUCGCAAGUUGGCUCUGGGGACAUGAACUCCUCGUCUUCCAACACGAAUCCACUCAACUAUACUCAAUAUGGGCACACACCUUUGGGUCGGUUUUCAGAAUCAAAGCUGCGCUAUUUCAUGAGGAUAUUAUUGUUGCUGCAGAUCAUGCUGCAGUUCAGCAUAUCUUCGCUGAUACAGACAAUUACGUCGCAAACGUCAUCGGAAAAGGUCUUGUAUGGGCUGAAGGCGAUGACCACAAGACUCAACGUCGAAUUCUGAAUCCCGCGUUCUCACUCGAAAGUAUCAAGGGAAUGACAACUGAUAUCGUAGAAUGUUGCGAAAAAAUAGAAAGCAGUCUGGUUAACCGCCUUCUAGCUCACACAGGAGGUGUCACCGUCAAUAUCGUCGAAUAUAUGUCAUCUUGCACACUCAACAUCAUAGGACGUGUCGCAUUCGGACACGAUUUCAAAUCUACCGUACUCGAGACAUCAUCAUCUGAGCCUCCUACUGAUGCACAAGCCAUCCGCGACUCUUGGAACGAUCACGUCAACACUGGUCUCACACCAUCUGCAUUCCUCGCACCUCUCGUCGUUCGCGCCAUUCCUGCGAUCACCAAAGCUCCCCUACCACUCAUGCAGACGCAGGGCGCCAUCAAGAUGAUUGUGCGAAGAUUAGCUGGGCGUUUGAUGCAGAAUGGUCACGGUCUCGCGGGAGGGCAGAGUAAGGACAUUUUCAGCAUCUUACUGAAUUCACGCAAGGGUAAGGAGCAGGGCGAACGUGGUCUAACAGAUGAGCAAAUAUUGGACAACGUCAGCACUUUCAUGAUGGUUGGCCACGAGACUACGGCAGGUUCGGCCAAUUUCACUCUUCUCGAACUUGCAAGAAGGCCAGAUAUCCAGCAAAAGCUACGUCAGGAAGUGAUCGAAUGCGGGCAUGAACUAAGCUACGACCAUGUUCAAAAAUUGCCAUACCUAGAUGCCAUCGUCAAAGAGGGUUUGCGACUGUACCCUGCUUCACCGCAAACAGAACGAGUCGCCCUAAAAGACGAUGUCAUCCCACUCAGCAAGCCGAUCCGUACAUCAACUGGUCGAACCAUGAACCAGAUCAAAAUCCGCAAAGGCCAGGUUAUUCAUAUCCCUUUCACUACGAUGCAAACCAACCCAGCUGUCUGGGGACCUGAUGCCGCGUCUUUCAAACCCGAGCGGUGGCUGAUACCGGGUGGUGUCCCUCCACCAAGCGAGCUUCCCCAUGGGUGGAGUGGACUUGUCACGUUCUGUGAUGGACCUAGGAUGUGUAUAGGCUACCGGUUAGCUAUACUGGAAUUCAAAAUAAUCCUAGCAACGCUUGUUCGCUCCCUACAGUUCCACGACACAGAAGCUGUCGUCCUUCAAAAAAUAUCACCAACGCUGCAGGCGGUGACAGAUGGCCGGGGCGGUUUACUGCCACUGCAUAUCACGCUGGCGUAG
Messenger RNA from Serpula lacrymans var. lacrymans S7.9, 1557 nucleotides. RefSeq lists its product as uncharacterized. The transcript has 11 exons. The record is from RefSeq and is a predicted model, not a curated record. NCBI's taxonomy places the organism in Eukaryota, Fungi, Basidiomycota, Agaricomycetes, Boletales, Serpulaceae. The coding region runs from base 1 to 1557 and encodes 518 amino acids. Gene Ontology annotation, molecular function: heme binding; oxidoreductase activity, acting on paired donors, with incorporation or reduction of molecular oxygen; iron ion binding.